AUGACCAAGUUCCUUCUUGUCACAGGUUUGGCACUUCUGCUGAAUUCUCAUCUGGGUUCUUCCUACCAGCUGAUGUGCUACUAUAAUAAUGUGGCCCGGAACAGGCCAGGACUGGGAAGCUUCCGUCCUGCUAAUAUUGACCCCUGCCUGUGUACUCACCUCAUCUAUGCCUUUCCUAGGAUGCAGAGCAACAGGAUCACCAUGAGAAGCAUGAAUGACUUGACUGACAAACAAGCUUUAAACACCCUCAAAUGCAGGAACACCCAACUGAAAACCCUCCUGGCCAUUGGAGGCUGGGACUUUGGACCUGCCCCGUUCAGCGCCAUGGUCUCCACUCCUCACAACCGCCAGACUUUCAUUAGCUCAGUCAUCAAAUUCCUGCGCCAGUAUGGGUUUGAUGGGCUGAACCUGGACUGGCAGUUCCCUGGAUCUCAUGGGAGCCCUGCUAAGGACAAGCAUCUCUUCAUCGUCCUGGUGCAGAAAAUGCAUGAAGCUUUUGAGGAAGAAGCCUUUGAGAACAGUAGACCCAGGCUGAUGAUCACUGCCACGGUAGCUGGUGUUGUCUCCCUCAUCCAGUCUGGCUAUGAGAUCCCCCAGCUGUCACACUCCUUAGACUACAUCCAGGUCAUGACUUACAACCUCUAUGGCUCCCAGGAUGGCUACACUGGGGGAAACAGUCCCCUCUACAAAUCCCUACAUGACACCGGCACCAACACCUUCCUCAAUGUGGACUACAUCAUGACUUACUGGGAUGAAAAUGGAGCAGCUCCUGAGAAGCUCAUUGUUGGAUUCCCAGCAUAUGGACAAACCUUCACCCUGAGUGACCCCUCCAGCACUGGAAUCGGCGUGCCCACUGCUAGUGCUGGGGCACUAGGGCCCUACACAGAGGAGUCCAGCAUCUUGGCCUAUUAUGAGAUUUGCAUCUUCUUAAAUGAUGGAGCCACUGAGGCCUGGGAUGCUGACCAGGAAGUACCUUAUGCCUAUCAGGGCAAUAAAUGGUUUGGCUAUGAUAAUGUGAAGAGCUUUCAUAUCAAGGCCGAAUGGCUUAAACAGAACAACUUGGGAGGUGCCAUGCUAUGGACCCUGGACAUGGAUGACUUCACUGGUGCUUUCUGCAACCAGGGACAGUUCCCUCUAACGUCUGCCCUGAAGAAAACCCUCAGAGUGCACAGUAAAAGUUGCAUGGCCUCAGUUUCAGACCUUCGGCAAGUAAAUGCUCCUCUAAACAGUGGAGGUAGGAGCUGGAAGACAGACACUGAGGCAGUAGAUUCUGUGUCAGCUGGGCCAAGAGAAUAA
Molecule: messenger RNA, 1296 nt
Organism: Microtus oregoni (creeping vole)
Lineage: Eukaryota; Metazoa; Chordata; Mammalia; Rodentia; Cricetidae
Product: chitinase-like protein 3
Biological process (GO): chitin catabolic process; carbohydrate metabolic process
Cellular component (GO): extracellular region
Molecular function (GO): chitin binding; chitinase activity
Source: RefSeq, a predicted model, not a curated record